CUAGGAAACGUCAGUUGAAUAUUGCGGUUUGCGGUAGAAGGUGAACAGUCGUGCACUUUCCGCUAAAAUUUGUAAUUCCGCACUUUCACCGUUUUUCGUGUUUAAUUUAAAUAUAAUAUUUUGUACUAAACAUUCAUAUUCUUGUCGACCUGUAAUAACAUUAUUGAUUGCGUGAGCAUGCGGUAAUAUAAAAGGCAGUGCAUUUUUUCUAGACAGACUGGUUUUUUGUGCUAAUUUUCCCCCUUUUUGGCACGAGUUAUUUGGAAUCCAUCAGCGAACCAUUUAAAAGAACAUGGUCUUGAGACUCCACACGCGGCACGCUUGUUGACGGACAAUGGGCCACUUCCACAGAGCACCGUCUUUAAGUUACACAUCUCAGGGUUCCAGUUAGUCCCCGCGCAUGUGUUGAUGGGCGCGGCGGGCGGCGGGCGGGCGGCGCGGGCGCUCCGCCUGCUCUUACUGCUGGUUCUCGCGCUGGCUGCCGUGGAGUACCUCUUCGGCUCCAUCCUGGACGCGUCGCCACUCCGCACGUAUCUGUACACGCCGAUAUAUAACGCUACACAGCCUACUGUCAAACCCGGUGAUAAAUCGCCGCAAUCCUGGCCUAAACUAGCACUAGCUAUACAAAACGAAACCCACAAGUCUCAACUGAACAAUACUAUAAGCAAUAACAACACUUUCAACAUGAUGCGAAGGAAUGACACAGACUAUACAAGCACUCCGCUCUUACUCACUAAAAUAAUGGAGGGAAUAAAAAAUUUGGUGACUACAGAAGACGGAAUAAAGUUCAAUGAACCCAGCUUGCCGCUCUGCGACGAAAUGCCUCCAGAUUUAGGUCCAAUAACUGUAAACAAAACGGAGAUAGAACUGGACUGGGUGGAGAAGAAAUAUCCUGAAGUACACAGAGGAGGACGCUACUCCCCACCCAACUGUACAGCGAGGCAUAAAGUUGCUAUUAUUGUACCGUACAGGGAUCGCCAACAACAUUUGGCGAUUUUCUUGAACCACAUGCAUCCUUUUUUAAUGAAACAACAAUUGGAGUAUGGAAUAUUUAUCGUCGAGCAAGAAGGUUCUAGCGACUUCAACCGGGCAAAGCUGAUGAACGUCGGCUUCGUUGAGAGUCAGCGGCAGAAGGCCGGCGGUUGGCAGUGUUUCAUCUUCCACGAUAUAGACUUACUGCCUCUGGACUCUAGGAACUUGUACUCGUGCCCUAAACAACCGCGGCAUAUGUCCGCGUCUAUAGAUAAACUUAAUUUUAAGUUACCUUACGAAGAUAUCUUCGGCGGUGUGUCGGCGAUGACAAAAGAGCAAUUCACUAAAGUCAACGGCUUCUCCAAUAAAUACUGGGGUUGGGGAGGCGAGGACGACGAUAUGUUCUAUAGAAUUAAGAAAAUGAACUACCACAUAGCUAGAUACAAGAUGUCCAUAGCACGAUACGCGAUGUUGGACCAUAAGAAGUCUGCACCUAACCCCAAAAGGUACCAGCUCCUCUCGCAAACCAGCAAGACAUUCCAAAAGGACGGGCUAUCGUCCCUCGAGUACGAGCUAGCGAGCGUCACGCAGCACCGCCUGUACACACACGUGCUAGCCAAUAUAGACGAGCGCAGCUGACGCACAUACUUCGCCAAACUGCUGUUUGGCGAUGCGCGGUAACGCGUUGUGAUAGGUGUAACUGCAAAUUUUUUCGGUUUUUUUUUUGUAUAGGAUGAUGGAAUUUGAGGCAUAUGUAGACUUGGCACAUAGAUACAUGAGGGUUAAAGUUAAAGGAUAUGGAAAGGACACACCACUUAUCUUUUAAACUAUAAAAGAUAAGUGGUGCAGUUUUAGAUGUGAUUCGUGAGCUUGUAAUUUGUAAAUGGAUUGUAAAGGGUUUCGUUUCAUUUAAUAGGCAUAGGUUGAUCGCAAAGAGCAAGAUUAGUAAGACUUUAUUCUUUCGAGGUUACGUCAUAACAAUAUCGAGUGUUCUUCUUGUAUGUCAUUUUGCAAUUGUUUCAGAUUUCUAUUUGUUUUGUGAUGAAUUUAUAUAAAUUUAAUUUUAUAUUAUUUUCUAUGAAUAUAUAUUGUUUUAGGUUUUACCUCUAUAUUUUGUGAUGAGUCAAUAAAUCCUUCAUGUUUAAUCUUUUAUUGAAUUGAACACACCAGAAAUCGGAUCAAAAUAAUAAAUUAAGUGGACAAAAUAUGUAAGUUUAGAAUCCAUGAUAUAUUUCAAUUAUUUUUAAACUUCGAAAAUAAUUUGCAGUUAUAUCGGAAAAUGUAUAGCUUUACAUAUUAUAAAAAGUUACCUAGAGUUGUUAUGAUCUCUUUGUAUUCGAACAGUAAAACGUAUAAAUUCGAUAUUUUUGGUAGACCGCGUGUAUUUAGUUUAUUUCAGUUAUUAAUAAAACCUUUCUGUUACGGUUGAAUAAAUAAAAUAUGAACUCAAAUGGUUAUGGGUCACAUUCAUAAGUUUUAUUUUAUUUUUAUUUAUGGCAACACAUUCAUAAGUUCAUAACAUAUUAUGUUUUGACAGCACAGACUAAAUAUUACAACUGUCAAAUAAUUUUUUAGUACGUCAACAUUUGCGAAUGAUUUUCAAGGACAUAAAAUUAUACAAUAUACUUAAAUGUAGAUAGUACAAUGAAAUACCUGUAUGAUAAGUACAAUUUAUCAAUUUAUAAAUAAAUUAUUGCUUUGUAAAUGGUUCUUUAUUUACGCGAAUUUGAUUCGAAUUAUCAUUUUAUUGUAUUGAAAAUUUCUUUUUUAAAUUUUUGAACGGUAUUUUCAUAGAAAUUUAAGGUAAACCGUCCAAAAUGUUUACAAUCUUACGAUUCGAUGUAGAUAAUACCAAAAAUAUCGAAUUAUACAGUAACAGUCAUAUAAUGGGUAUCUAGUUGUUGUAUGUAGAAUUAAAUACUAGCUGUAAGGUGUAUCAUUAAAAGGUUUUGUUUUUUUUCUCUUAUUUUCUUUUAUUCGUCAUAUUUGUAAUAUAUUUUCUAGUACGUUUUGUGUUAGUGCUUUCUUAGGAAUUAAAAUACUUUUAUUUUCAUAUUUAUAUACUUAUAUUAUUUAAAAUAUUUACUUUAUUAAAAAUUUGAUCAUUGAUCUAAAAUUGUUGGACAAUAAUAUAUCAAUUGCUAAUGUGAUGGCCAAAUAAUAACAACAAAUAACAGGAAAGCAGAUCUUGUUAAAACAGAUAAUGAAAAAUAUAUGUUUAAUUUAUUGCUGUUUUCGGCCUAAUUAGUCAAAAUAUGUAAAAAGGCUACCUAUAUAUUUCCUCUUGAUGCCGUACAUUUUUAAAUACAGUGUCCACACUAUACAAGUAUUAUUAUAGUAGCUGUUUUGGUAGGAAAUCAGGCUACGUGCUAUUUUGAUUUAACCGAUAACAAACAUUAAUAAAUAAUAUAAGUACCACAAAACAACUAAGUUUAAAAGUCAAAUUAACUUUCUUGCUUACUAAGUAGGUAGUUCAAUUAUAUUAGUAGCAAAAAAUCAAAUUAAAACUGUUAAUCGUAAUAAUUAAAGAGACAUUUGCUCAAAGUCUACAUAAGGUAAGAAUCACCAUUGAAGCAUAUCGUUUUUUAAUUCCAUAGUAGUGACAAAAUAAUGUAUCUCAACAUUUUUGAUAAAACUAUUUGGGUAAUUGUUUAAUUUUCCUAAUAUUUAAAAGAGAUUCCAAAUUAACAUUUGUCUCUAAAUUAACAUUUUGUGACAUACAUGAGACAAGUAAAUAUAUAUAAAAACUUAAAAAAAAUCAUUAAAGUAACAAAGAAUUCAAUUUCUGGAAUAAAAUGUUACUCAUACCUAUACCCUCACUAAUUUUACUGUCUAAAAAUAAGUAAGAAAAGUGAUUAAUUUUACUACAGCGCGUGUGUUUGACGUGUGUGCUUUUUUUUUCAAAAUGGCGCGUAGCCUGUCUGAACCUUUAAUAUAAUAUGAGAAAAUGUACUUACUUGUAAAUAGCUUCCAUAGUUUAGUUAUUUCUGUAUAACAUUCUUGCUGUAAGCUGUUAAAAUGUAUACUUACUAUAAAUCUGAAAAUUAUCCUAUAACGGCUUAUCUGGAAUUUUUAUUACGCGAUUGUGAUAUAAGUGAGAUUAAUGAGUUUUAUGUAUAAACCGUAAAGAGUGGUGGAUAAAAAAUUUCAAAGUUGCGUACCUAUAAAGUUCUUCUUUUUUCCAUAGACUUUUUUUUCUUUUUUGUCGUGAGCAUGGCAACGCAUAGUUUAUGAUCUAUGAUCUUAUUAGUAUGUUGCCAAUUUGUUUAUGGUAACAUUAUUAAAACCGAACAAAAAACUGGUUGUAAUAUACUCUAAGUUUAAAAAUAUAAAUGAAAUCGAUGAUAAUUGAAUGUUUUGCGUUAAAUUAAAGUAGUUACUUGCAUGAAAAUUAUUACUAUCCAUCCCAUUUUAUUAUAUAAGUUUUACAGAUUAAAACAGAUUAAACGAACGUAUUAUUGAGUUGUUGAUUCGUUUAACUUCGAGUCAAUUAUCUAUUUAUAACUGUAAAAAUAGUAAUUUAAGGUGAUAAUAUACUUAAAACAUUCUUGUUUUAUGUUAAGUGUUGCUUUUAGUUGUAUUUAAUGUUGUGUUCACAUUGAACUUCGGCUAUAAAACUAGUUAUUCUUUAAGUAUUUGAUACUAAAUCAUAAAAUGUAAAUUUGGUCAUAUAACAUAUUGUGUGCUCUGAUAUAGAUUUAGUUUUGUGUGAACGCAACAUAAGCCUAAAUCGCCUCUAUUCUUACUACCUUUAGAUCCAUAUUUGCGCGAACUUUAAUUAUAAAGAUAACUCUUGUCCGUAAAAUGUUCCUUGAUUUCUCGCACUUCAUAAUUACAUAAUAUGCUUAGAUACGCAAAUGCUUUAUGAAAUAGCUGGUCAUAUAACGAAUUAAUUAGAUCAUUUCCAAUUGUGCAUUUCUUUUGUGUACUAUAAUUGUUUUAUAAUAUAUUAUUUGUUUUAAAAUA
This is a messenger RNA of Colias croceus (clouded yellow), 4938 nucleotides long. RefSeq names its product beta-1,4-N-acetylgalactosaminyltransferase bre-4. Gene Ontology annotation, molecular function: N-acetyl-beta-glucosaminyl-derivative 4-beta-N-acetylgalactosaminyltransferase activity. Gene Ontology annotation, biological process: carbohydrate metabolic process; glycosphingolipid biosynthetic process. NCBI's taxonomy places the organism in Eukaryota, Metazoa, Arthropoda, Insecta, Lepidoptera, Pieridae. The record is from RefSeq and is a predicted model, not a curated record. The transcript has 10 exons. Bases 409 to 1611 code for a protein of 400 amino acids.